Molecule: messenger RNA, 865 nt
Organism: Cokeromyces recurvatus
Lineage: Eukaryota; Fungi; Mucoromycota; Mucoromycetes; Mucorales; Mucoraceae
Exons: 1
Coding region: 46-813 (255 amino acids)
Source: RefSeq, a predicted model, not a curated record
UUUUUUUUUUUUUUACUUUCUUUAUAUAUAUAUACAUGUAUAUAUAUGAGUAUUAAUAAUAAAUCAAUAAAUUCUUCUGAUAUAGCCUCUAUUAGAAAUGAAAGACAUAUAAAAGAAUGUCCUGGAUGUCACUUGUUCCCUACAGAAGAAGAACUAAAAUAUUGUACAUUGAGUCCUAUUUGUUUUUGUAAAAAGCCAGCAGAUCGUAUUUUUACUCAUGAAUAUGGAGCCAUUUUACAAUGUGCAAAUUAUUCUAGAAAUAUUGAUUUUAUUGAAAAAGAAAAGAGUACAAAUAGUAACAAUAAUAACUAUUAUUUUAAUGAACAACAAAAGAGAAAGCAGAGAGUUUGUGGCUUCCAUGUCCAUGAAGGUCCUUGGAUCAAAUUAUCUCAGCAGUUAAACAGUGGCCAUUAUAUUUGUUCAGAAUACAUUGAACUUAGAACGUGCCCUAUGUUCAAUUUUACAUUCUGUGCCUUAUUUGGGGUCAAUAAUGAUUAUCGUAAAGAACCUCCUAAUUGGCCUUUAUGCUUUUGUAACAAACCUGUUGUACUUGACUAUCAAGACAUCCGAUAUAAUGAUUUACAAGAAUGUAUUAGUGCCAAUUUGAGCUGGGAUUUCAGGAUUUCUAUAAAAUUUAUCUGCCAAAGCCUUUACAAGGAUUAUACACGUAAAUGUAAUUGGAUUAAUGAAGCUAAUAAUGCUGUCUUUGAUAAGCCAAAAUUUCCAGUUCAUCGAGAAAUAUCACCAGACGUAUUUGUUAAACAUCAAAAAAUGAUGUUGUAUAACUUGAAGAACCAGCAACUAUAUUUUUAGAAUAAAAUGAAAUAAAAUGAAAUAAAACAACUAAAGCCAAAUAAAUAAAACA